AUGUUCCUUAUGAAUGCUUCUCCUCUGGUAGCUCUUCAGACAAAAUGGGAGUCCUUUGGACCAGCAAGGAGUUGUAGAUACCCCGUGUGCUUCUCUGAAUCCGAAGAGGACAUCGCUAGGACCUCUGUCAGCGCCAAAGUUCAGAUGAUUAUAAACAACCUGCAAAGCCAAGAGUCUCCCCUGGGUAUGAACAAUGAGUAUGAUUGUAUUAUGCAGAAGAAACCAAAGGGAGAGAAGGGCACUGGUAACACAGUCGCAUCUGGCACCACGUUGCUACAGAAGCAUCCUCAAUAUACCAAGUGUGGGUGCCCAGCUGAGUCAGACACUGGAGUGGGACAGAACGUGGGGUUUGGGCCUAUCUUGCUCGAUUCUGACAGCGACGAUUCUGUCGAUCGAGGUAUAGAGGAAGCCAUCCAAGAGUACCUGAAAGCAAAAAGCAAAAGUGACCAGUCCUUGCAAAGGAAUGCAGAGUGUUCUGAAAAUGUAAGCCGAGAGAAAAGGUUUAAGAGAGAAUUCUCCCGGAGCAAAAUGGCUGGUAACCUCCUCCCUGUGAAAUUUCAGGCCGAGAUGCUCUCUGAAGAGUACCUGUCUGACCACCUGGGCAUUGGCAAAAGGCUGCAGCCUGCUUCCCCCCAGAGCAUCAGCAGUGAUGACUCUUUUGAACAGAGCAUCCAAGCUGAAAUAGUGCAGUUCCUGAAUGAGAAGAAGCAGCAGGAAAUCAGUAAGUGUGUGAUUGAGGAGGAGAAGAAAGAUUCUCACGUUCCGUCUCUCCUAAAAUGCAACAAAGAAACAGCAAACAAACCCAACUGUGGUGCUGUAAAGGAAGGUUGUGACGCACUCCUCUUGAGACACCACCCCAAGCUGCAGAAGAGCAGCACGCAGGCCAAGUGUUUGCAGCCUAAAAUCCAGGAAGAGCCUCGUGAUAUCAGCCAGGUGAACCGAGCGUAUCUAGAAGUGGCCACUGCCAGCCAGCCCUGGCUGGUGGAGCAAAACGAAGAAGCUGAUGCCUGGGAGACCAGGGGAGGACUUCCCAAGGACAGCAUGCUGACGUCUGACUCGAGCAGUGACGAUGGCAUUGAAGAAGCCAUUCAGCUUUAUCAGCUGGAGAAGAUCAGGAAGGAGGCGGGUCAUGCAACAGGCUGUGUCCCUCUGCAGAGGGACCGCCUUGAUGGGAAGGGGGUGGCAGAUAUGGCUGCAAGCCUGACAGUUAGCUCAACAAGUGCCUCGCCAGAAAUCCAUAAAAGCCCUCUCAGCAACAAGAGAAAAGAAACUAAUUCAAAGCCAGCAGGGUUAGAGAGCACCAGCGAUGAAUUUAAGAAGCUGUUUAAACCACUGAAAAAAGCCAGACAUUUUGCACCUCCAGAAAACAAGCUUGCUGCUUGUGAGCUCACGUUGCAGGCCUCAUGCAGAGCAGACACAUCUGCAGAACUCAUGUGUGCCGAAGCUAUCCUUGAUAUUUCCAAAACAAUCAUGCCAUCCCAAAUGGGGAGUGACAGCAAAUCCCUCGCUGCAGACUCCUUCUUUUCUCCCCAGCUUCUCUCCUCCUCUCGUUGUGAAAGCGACAGCAGCCUCGUGGACAGUGAUGAUAGCAUAGAGCAGGAAAUCAGGGCUUUUUUGGCUCUGAAAGCACAGUCAGAAGGCCUUGGAACAAAGCCUCCCAGCCUGUCACACUCAAUCCAGAUGCCUUCGGAUCAGAACAGCCUCACGGAUACCCUUGAGCCUUCUCUUCCAAAAACACUGAAGCUGUCACUGACUCGUAAAAGGAGACUUAAAAGGGAAGGUGGAAUAGUGAAACAAGGUGCAUCAAAGCCACCUGAACAGCUGGAGACGGGACUUUUCCAGGCAGGUAACUACUCAAAAGUUCCUGUGCUCCAGGAGGAGCGUGCCCUGAGCAGCCCAGCAGCACUCUGUGAUGCUCAGGGGCUCAGGAACAAAGAGCCUGGGCAGCAGCAGCAGCAGCUGGCACCUUCCAGACUGCCUGGAUCUGAUGGCACGUGUGCAGCCUUGGACUCUGGAAACCCCUUUGUGCAGGUUCGGAGCAGUGUAAAAAAUAUUACAAAAAAUGCCAUCCCAGCUGGAGAGGGGGAUGGUUCAGCUGAUGAGAGCAGUUCUCUGGAUAGUGAUGAGGACCUUGAUAGUGCUAUCAAGGACCUUUUAAGGUCUAAAAGGAAAUUAAAGAGGAAGCCCAAGGACCAGAAAUCUCACUGCAAGAAGAGAGCCAGAUUUAUCCAGACGGCAACUCAGCUGGUGGAUGAAUUUAGCAGCCUCCAACAAAAUGAGUGGAAAGGUAAAAAUCCCAUGCUGCUGAAAAGCAGCCUCUCCAAACCUAGAAAACCCAUCAAAGAGAAUGCAAGCAGAAAUCCCUCAGACACCCUCAAUGUCAAACUUACCCAUGAAAAACCAGAAACUGUGAAGAGCUUAGAGUUUAACUUGCAGCUUAAAAAAGGAUACAAACCUAAACCAGCUUCAAACCAGCACAACCUGCAGGUAGCUAAAGCCAGAAAAAGUACUUUCCCAGCAGCAUCAGAUGCUGAUGACAGCAGUUCCGUGGACAGUGAUGACAGCAUUGAACAAGAAAUCAGGAAGUUUUUGGCAGAAAAGGCUAAAGAGUCUGGAAGCAAUUCGGAGACACAAAAAGAUGAUGCAACUCUGGACCUGUUGAGAGGGACCAAACAAACUGCUAAUAAAGGAAAAGCAAAGCAACAGCCAGUUGAAAAUGAGCUUGACCUCACGCUGGGUCAGAGUAAGAGGAGUGAGGUAUCUCAGCAACCUGAGGAGCUGAAGAACUCUGAGAAAACGGGAGGGAGAAGUGCAAUGUUACAUGGCAGGAGGAAAUCUGCUUCCUCUGCAGAGAAUGUUAGUCUUCAUACUACUGGUCAGUCAAAAGCUAAGCAAGGAGUGGUGGGGGUUAAAGGUGUGGCUGGUGGUGAGUUACCUGGAAACCCCACGGGUAAAAGGGGUGUUCCUAACACAGAGCCCGUGCAGAAAACACUUCCACCUAAAGCCAGCAAACACGAAGGCUGUAAAGGACAAAAAGUAAUAAAUGUGAAGUCUAGAGCUAAAAGAAAGAAUACCUUUCACCUCAAAAUUUCCAGUAAAUUUAUUGCAGGUCUAAAAUACGCCCGGGACAGGAAGAAGUCCAUGCUUCUGAGCAAGAGGCAGAAAGCAGAGCACUUGCUGGCCCAGAGCAGGACGUUGGGAGCAGAGGGGGUGUCCCAGGGUACAGACGUGCUUCACCAGGGACAAGGAGCCCCCUCACCAAAAGGUGAAUUUAGUGGGGAGAGUGUGACAGCAAUCAAAGAAUCCAGCUCCUCCCAGGAGCUCACUGUGGAGGGGUCGAGUCCCCGUGUAGCAGGAGGCUGUGACAGGCUGGAGGGCCCCCCGUGGUGUGCCAGGGAGGCAGCAGAGGGUUCCAGGAGUGCUUCUGGAGACCAGUCAGACUCACAGCUGAGUCUCCCCUUGCAGGAGCAGAGUGUGGCAGCACUAAAUGUAGAUAAGGUUUGCAGAGGAACAUCCCAAGCUGAGAACACACAGAUGUGCAGCGAGGAAGAUCUCCCCAGAGAGAGAGGGGCCAACCCAAACGUAGAUCCCCCACGCCCUGAACGUGGCAGGGCAGUGGUGGGGGCAGAUAAAGUCAGCAGAGACACAUCCCCACAGAGUACACACGUGUGCAGAAGGGGAGAGGGCAGCCAGGAUGGGAGCCCAGAGCCCAGGUUAGGUUGCCUGGUGGAUAAAAGUAGUGGAGGAGCCUGUACAGAUAAUAUACAGAUGUGCAUUAAGAAGGAAAACGUUCUGUGCCAGAACAGUGACAGGCAGGAAGAAAUUCAGGCAUCCAGCCCUACUUUGGAAAGAGAAUUACCUGUCCUGCAGAGUAGGGAGACUGCUUGUGGAGUGGACAGAGGGCAGGAAGUUUUAGACAAAUCCUGUGCAAAACAUACUGAGGUACCUGCAGGGGACUGCCCAGAUUCCCUCUUGAAAAGAAACGUUUCAAAUCUGAGAAGAAAGGGAAGGAAUAAGAAGCUCAAGGUAUUGGCUAGAGUCUAG
Molecule: messenger RNA, 4044 nt
Organism: Merops nubicus (carmine bee-eater)
Lineage: Eukaryota; Metazoa; Chordata; Aves; Coraciiformes; Meropidae
Gene: PPP1R26
Product: protein phosphatase 1, regulatory subunit 26
Exons: 2
Coding region: 1-4044 (1347 amino acids)
Biological process (GO): negative regulation of phosphatase activity
Molecular function (GO): protein phosphatase inhibitor activity
Source: RefSeq, a predicted model, not a curated record